UAACCAUCAUGGGAAAGUGCCUGGCGACCUGCUGGCUAGCAAUUCUCUUUAUCUUGCUCCUGGCUGAUGUGUCUCUUUCCAAAAAGAAGCCCAAACCCAGUGGCGGUGGCUGGAAUUCAGGGGGGCAACGUCCACCCGGCAAUCCACAGAACCCUGGCUAUCCACAAAACCCUGGCUAUCCACGCAACCCAGCCUACCCUCCCCACAAUCCUGGCUACCCACAACAACCUGGCUAUCCACAGCGUUACCCACAACAACCUGGCUACCCCCAACAACCUGGCUAUCCGCAGCGCAAUCCCAGCUAUCCCCAACAACCUGGCUAUGGAGGAGGCUAUGGAGGAGGCUAUAACAGCAAGCCAUGGAAGCCUAAGCCACCCAAGACCAAGCUGAAGCAUGUGGCAGGAGCGGCUCUUGGAGGAGCUGCAGUGGGAGCUCUCGGUGGCUACCUUGUAGGCAGCGCCAUGUCUAAUAUGAACUUUGGUUUCCACAACCGCGAUGAGGAACGGUGGUGGCAUGAAAACCGCAAUCGGUAUUCUGACCAAGUUUACUACCCAAAGUAUGAUCAGUCUGUGUCAAGGGAUGUCUUUGUGAGGGACUGCACGAACGUCACGGUGACGGAGUACAUCGAGCCCACCGGGAACAAAACGGCCGACGAGAUGGAAACCAAGAUCGUAACGCAAGUGGUACACCAAAUGUGCACAGAGCAGUACCGGUUGAUGUCGGGCGUUGCUCUGCUUCUCGCCAACCCUUCCGUGUUUUUGAUUGUCACAUUGGUCACAUGUUUCCUGAUACACUGGGGUCACCCUCUUUAAUCGACCUUGUUGAUCUAGCGAUGCUGAAAAGGAAUGAAAUCUGUAUGAAGCAACAGACUUGCGGGAGAAUACAUUCUUGCUUAUGCAUCUCUUUGGUGGAGUGUCUUUUUCAGAGCUAUUAUACCUGCUAAAUAUUAAUGAACACACAGGCUUUUGCAGUCAACUUUGAUUCUGUUUUUAGUGGUAUAAAAUAGUUUGUAGGGAAAUCAGACAAGGGAAGAAUUUGUUAUGAAAGGAACAAAAAACCUGAACCGUUGAUUAAAUCCCA
Elgaria multicarinata webbii is the source of this 1080-nucleotide messenger RNA. Its product is annotated as major prion protein homolog. Lineage: Eukaryota; Metazoa; Chordata; Lepidosauria; Squamata; Anguidae. Gene Ontology annotation, biological process: protein homooligomerization. Gene Ontology annotation, cellular component: membrane. The record is from RefSeq and is a predicted model, not a curated record. The transcript has a single exon. The coding region runs from base 9 to 812 and encodes 267 amino acids.